This is a messenger RNA of Bombina bombina (fire-bellied toad), 7530 nucleotides long. RefSeq names its product scavenger receptor class B member 2 (gene SCARB2). The record is from RefSeq and is a predicted model, not a curated record. Gene Ontology annotation, biological process: receptor-mediated endocytosis; protein targeting to lysosome. Gene Ontology annotation, cellular component: membrane; cytoplasm; lysosome. Gene Ontology annotation, molecular function: scavenger receptor activity. NCBI's taxonomy places the organism in Eukaryota, Metazoa, Chordata, Amphibia, Anura, Bombinatoridae. The transcript has 12 exons. Bases 549 to 2000 code for a protein of 483 amino acids.
ACAAAUAACAAGGGGAUGGAGAGAGCAGGAAAACGAAACUAGGCAGAAGACAGCAGCUGCACAUAAAACCAAAGUGAUGUUUUGAGUAGUUGCACAAUACAAAGAGGGGAGGGCUGAGCACCCAGGGAAAGGCGUUGCCAAUGCCAUUAGGAUUUGACCUGAAGCUGCAAAACACUGACAGGACUGGAGAGACAAGUGGGCUGGCUAUAGGAGGAAACCUUGCAGGGAUAGGAGAGGAAGAAUCGGCUUCAGCUAUAGAUUAUAUUAGCAGAGCACGGCAGCAUUUGCUAACUUGCAUAUAAUAAUAAAAGGGAAAGGAAAGAGUGAGACUGGAUUUGUAUUAACAGGCAAGAGGCCAAUUUAGGCUCAGAUUUGAAGAGCUGUUACAGUUUGCAGAAAGGGAGAAAUAGAUAGCAAGACAAGUCCAGUAUACAAGUGUAUUUAUAGACCGCAGUUUUUCUUAUGUGCUAGCUGCUUUGUGGCCUGAGCUGCCUGUUUAGUCAUUGGCUGCACACUAAGUGCACACAGCGGCUGGCAAAGUGGGCACUAUGGCGAGGCUGGCAGUAUAUGCGACGGGUACCCUCUCUUUACUGUUGCUCAUCGUCAGCAUCGCCUUGCUGGUGGCUCACACCUUUAUGAACACAGUGGAGAGAAAAGUCAAGGAGGCUACCAUAUUGAAAAAUGGAACAGAAGUGUUUGAGGCCUGGGUUAAUCCGCCACCACCUAUUUACAUGCAGUUCUACUUUUUUAAUGUAACCAACCCAUUGGAGAUAUUGUCUGGAGAGACCCCAGUGGUAGAUGAAAUUGGGCCCUACACUUACAGGGAAUAUCGACCUAAAGAAGAUAUUGUAUUUCUUAACAAUGGGACAGAAGUGUCUGCCGUUACACCAAAAACAUAUGUGUUUGAGCGCAAUUUAUCUGUGGGAGAUCCUCAAAUUGACUUAAUCCGAACAGUAAAUAUUCCUGUUGUGACACUGCUGGAAAUGUUUAAAAACAAUAAAGUAUUAAAACCAAUUAUUGAAGGAACUCUAAAGACCUACAAUGAAGGAGUGUUCAUUACACGCUCAGUCCAUGAGUUGCUCUGGGGCUACAGAGAUCCGGUUCUGGCUGUUGUUCACAACUUUAUAAAGAACGUCAGUGACACGUUUGGUUUAUUUUAUAAGAUGAAUACAACAAAUGACGGUGACUAUGUGUUUGGCAGUGGGUCUGCAAACUACAUGGAAUUUACUCAGAUAGUGAAGUGGAAUGGAAAAAAAAAUCUUGACUGGUGGACUUCAAAUAGCUGCAAUAUGAUAAAUGGAACAGACGGAACUACUUUUCACCCACUUAUAAACAAGGAUGACAUACUCUACUUUUAUUCUUCAGAUUUAUGCAGAUCCCUGUAUGCUGUUUAUGAACACAGUGAGAUUGUUAAGGAUAUCCAAGCCUUUCGCUUUUCUAUACCAGCUGAUGUAUUUGCCAACGUAUCUAUCAAUCCUGAUAAUGCAGGUUUUUGUGUCCCUGCAGGAAACUGUCUUCCAUCUGGUCUUCUGAAUGUCAGCGCCUGUAAACAAGGUGCACCUAUUAUUCUGUCUUCUCCUCACUUUUACCAAGCUGAUGAAUCAAUUGUUAAAAGCAUAGUAGGCAUGAAUCCAAAGAAAGAAGAUCACGAAACGUUCCUGGAUAUCAGUCCGCUCACUGGGACAUUAAUACAAGCUGCCAAACGAAUACAGAUCAAUGUAUAUAUCAGAAAGAUUGAAAACUUCAAAACUACUGAAAAUCUAAAGACCCUGUUCUUUCCUGUGAUGUACCUUAAUGAGAGCAUGGUCAUUGAUGAUGACUCUGCUAAAAAACUCAGGUCGAUACUUCUGACGGGCAGAGUAGUGGCCAACGUUCCUUUCAUGAUUAUGGCCCUAGGAAUUAUAUUGGGCAUAAUAUUUAUUGUACUGAUUUGCCGCACAAAUAAAACCAGGGAAGAUGGGUCAGAAGAAGAAAGAGGCCCUCUUAUAAGAACAUCUUAACUAGUAAUUUAAUCCAUAGACAUAAUAACUAUGCAAACUAAUUAAUAAAACAAAGAUCAUAACUACAAGAAGCAAGAAGAGUUGUUGCUGUCUUUGAAACUGUAGUCAGUUGUAUUCUUCAUGUUCCUGUUGUACAGCAAACAACAUCUGACAUUACAUUAUAAAGAAUUGUGUACCAGAAGCACAGUUUUACUAACUGGGAUGACCCAUAAUGUGUUCACUUUCUGAUUUUAGUGUUUUUUUUUUGUUUUUUUUAAUAUAAUAAUAAUACACUUACAGUUAAGUCUGUUGUUUUGUGUAGAGAACAAUGUAGUUGUGUUAAAUAAAAAUACUACACUUACAAAAUCAUUGCUUGUACAUAUAGUAGGACAAUGUCUACUCUGGUCUAAAGUUACUAUAAUUCUUGUUGGAGCUAUUAUUGGGACAUAACACAUACUGGUUUUCUGCAGAUUUUUUUUUUUUAAUAUUAAUUAACCCUUUGAGUGCUAAUGACAACGCUGAGCCGUCACAGAGUUUCCCACUCUGGUGCUAAUGACGGCUCAGAGCCGCCACUAGCACUCUCCCACCUUGAGGGAGAUCUGGGGGGUGCCAACCGGUCCUACCCCGGCGAUAGUGCCUGUAGAGUGACAGGCAUCACCGGGGCAUCACGUUUUGCGUGGUGACGUCACGCGCAAAGACGUGAUGUCGUCCUUGCGCAACUUUAUUAACAAUUUGUCAAUACAAAGUAUAGGGAAAAGGGGCAUGCUGCUUAGAAGCCUGUAUCUCAGGCAUCUAAGCAGCUACAGACCCCCAAGACCCACAAUUGGAAAGGCAAUCACCUAACAUUUCCAACAGUGUAAGUCUGAAAACAUUAAAACUUUUUUUUUCACAAAAUAAAAAAAUCAAUUAAAUCAGCUUAGCACCCAGGUGGGAAAGUGCUUAGCACUCAAAGGGUUAAAACGGACCUGAAACCCAAAAAUGUUCUUUCAUGAUUCAUAUAGAGCAUACAAAUUUAAGCAACUUUCCAAUUUACUUCUAUUAUCAAUGUUGCUUCAUUCCUUUUGGUACCUUUCUUGAAGGAGCAGCAAUGCACUACUGGUUGUUGGUUGAACACAUCAGUAAGCCAAUCACUAGAGGCAUAUAUGUGCAGCCACCCAUCAGAAGCUAGCUCCCAGGUCCUGAGCCUACCUAGGUAUGCUUUUCAACAAGAGAACAAAGAAAAUUAAAUAAAUAAGUACAUUGGAAAGUUGUGUAAAAUUGUAUGCUCUGCCUGAAUCAUGAAAGAAAACAUUUUGGGUUUCAUGCCCCUUUAACUCCAAUUCAAAGUUGUAGUCAUAAAAUGACUGACCGACUUGUUUCUUUGUUUACACGUGUACAGGUUUCUUACUGUGUUAGAGUGGAAAAAAUAUUAAAGGGACACUGAACCCAAUUUUUUUUCUUUCGUGAUUCAAAUAGAGCAUACAAUUUUAAGUAACUUUCUAAUUUACUCCUAUUAUCAAUUUUUCUUCGUUCACUUGCUAUCUUUAUUUGAAAAAGAAGGCAUCUAAGCUUCUUUUUUGGUUCAGCACUUUUUUUUAUUGGUGGAUGAAUUUAUCCACCAAUCAGCAAGAAUAACCUAGGUUAUUCACCAAAAAUGGGCCGGCAUCUAAACUUACAUUCUUGCAUUUCAAAUAAAGAUACCAAGAGAGUGAAGAAAAUUUGAUAAUAGGAGUAAAUUAGAAAGUUGCUUAAAAUUGCAUGCUCUGUCUGAAUCACGAAAUUUAUUUUUUUAGUUUAGUGUCCCUUUAAAGCAGUGCUAUAAGAUUAAACAAAAGAUAAUUGAGUUUUAUUAAACAAAUAUUGUGUGCUGUAUAUGAUCUGUAUGUUUCAGUAUCUGAUCUGAUUUCUUUUUAAAAAAAAGAAGAAAGGGAAAAGACAUUAAAUUCAAAAUUGUUCCAUCAUACAUAUGAAGGAGCACCAAUUCAGUUAAUUAAUGUUAAAAAUAUGGUUGCAUUAAAAAAGGAUGAGUUAAAGAAAUAAGAGAUGCAUGUCUGUGCACAAACAACACAACUGGGGAUUAAUUGCUCAUUGGCUCAGUUUUUUUGACUGCCAGUUACAAUCCCUCACAAGCAUGAAAUCAAUUUUUUUUUUUUAAAGGAACAAAACACAUUGAAAUAAGUAUUUUAACCCCUUAACAACCGGAACGUACCAUGUACGUCACUGGUCGUUAAGGGUUUCCUUGUUUAUAAUAGCGCGACCGUGCUAUUAUACCCUCCGUCCUUCCUGCUGGUCACCGGAAAUAGCCCGGUCUCACUGCUGGUGACGAGACCGCGCUAUUAAAAGCGCAAUCCCCAUAGAAAGACCAGGCACGUUGCUGGUCCUUAAGGGGUUAAAAUACCCACUUUUAAAAUCAACAAAGACAAAAAUGACUUUCGAAUUCCUCUAAUUAAAGUCUCUUUCGUAGGUAUGACAGAACAUUUUUGUAUCCAGUGUCUAUUUCAAUGCACAGGAAUGCCUCAGUAAUGAGUGCCCUUCCUGCUGGUGGCAGAUGUGAAAGUGGAUGACUGUGUGCAAUGUUAUAUUUUGUAAUAAAUUAAAGCAGUAGUCAUCAUUGCCUAUCACCUAUCUGUCAUGGUCACUAAGAACUCUGCACAUACCCAAUGCACUAAGUGGCCAUGUUUGAUUAAGUGUCAGAGCAUACUGGCACUUUCCCUUAUCCAAGAUGGUUGCUGAGCAUUUUGCACAUGGUGAGGACGAUUGGGCACUGAUAGAGACAAGUAGCAGGCAGUGUUCUCCUUUCUUUGCAUGGGGCUGCUGCAAUUUGUAAAUCAAAAAAGGGAAUUUCAUACCAAACUGGGACAUUUCUGUGGUUUCUGAGAUAGCUGUGUACAUGUAUUAUUUUGCUUUGUUUUUCAUGUAUAAUUCAACUUUGUGAGAAACGUAUAGAUAGAUUAUAAAUAUUUCAGUAUGAUUAAAUGGGAAUUGAUCAAAUUGGCUUUGCAUUAAAUACAUAUAGUUUUUAGUAGGCUUUUUUGACCGCAAAAAGUGCAUUAGCGUAAACACUGAAUACUGUAUUAUAUCUAAUGUUUUUAUUAUCAUGUUAUGUCUUUUAUACAGUUGUUUUCACCAUUAACACACGGAAACAAAGUAAUUCUAGAACAAUCACUGAAUUUGUAUUAAUGUGUAAGAGAUUUUGGUGAAUUAGACACAAAUGAGAACAAUGCAUUAUUUACAUACACAUCUGCACACGUAUGUACAACUUAUGCACAGUUUUAUGCACUUAUAUGCGGUUGUCAACAGGCAGCAGAUCAGCAGCGCUAGAUGUUUGCUCAUGCGCGGUAAAGUCCUCCACUAGCACUACGUAAAACCACCUGCAAAUUGUGAAACGGCUUAAAGGGACAUUGAUAGAGCAUACCAUUUUAAACCACUUCCAUUAUCAAAUUGGCUUCAUUCUCUUGAUAUCCUUUGUUGAAGUAGCAGGAAUGCACUACUGGGAGCUAGCUGCAAAACAUUAGGUGAGUCAAUGAUAAGAGGCAUAAAUGUGCAGUCACCAAUCAGCAGUUAGUUCCCAGCAGAACAUUGUUGUUCCUGUGCCUACCUAGGUAUGCUUUUCAAAAUAGGAUACAAAGAGAACAAAGGACAUUUGAUAAAAGAAGUAAAUAGGAAAGUUGUUUAAAAUUGCAUGCUCUAUCUGAAUUAUAAAAGUAAAAUUUGAACUUUAGGGCCCAUAAUAAAAUAAUAUUUGUCCCCAGGCUACAAAUGGUAUUAAAUAGAUUUGCAACCCACUUCAUAUUAUGUGUCUUUCAUUUAAACAGCAAAUGCACUAUAAAGCCAGAUAUUCUAUUGAUAGGAGAUGACGUCUUUCACAGGUUACAGGUGACUUUUACACUAGUACCUCCAUACAGGUGUAAAACACUGCAAAGACAUCCAUCUGGUAUCUAAACCUAAUACUACAGACUCCAGAUAAUGUCUCUGUAAAAGAAUCAAUGUCUCUCACUAAACUAGUUAUUUAAAGGGAUAAAAAAACGUCUGUUUCAUUGUUGUAAUCAAAAAACUCUAAGCAGUGGAAUAUGUAUUCAUCUUUUUAAAAUGAGUUUACCUUUUAUUUUAAUUAUUUUUUAACGUAAAGGGAUACUAAACCCGAUUUUUUUUUUAAUGAUUCAGAUAGAGCAUGCAACUUUAAGCAACUUUCUAAUUUACUCCUAUAAACAAAUUUUCUUUGUUCUCUUGCUAUCUUUAUUUUUUUUUUAAAAAGCAGGAAUGUAAAGCUUAGGAGCCGGCAGAUUUUUGGUUCAGAACCUGGGUUACGCUUGCUUAUUGGUGGCUAAAUGUAGCCACCAAUAAGCAAGCACUAUCCAGGGUUCUGAACCUAAAAUGGGAUGACUCUUGAGCUCUUGGAGUAAACUAAAAGUUGCUUAAAAAUGCAUGAACUAUCUGAAUCAUGAAAGAAAAUGCGGAAUCUUUUGGCGCUCUACAAAUACCUGAUAAUAAUAAUAAUAAUAAUUUGUGUUUAGUAUCCCUUUAAUUUGCGCAGGGUCCAUUACUUUCUGUGAGAGCCCUACAAGGGGGCUGUGGUCUCUAUAGGAAGACAAAGAGACAUCUAAUCUUCCUGCCCAUGCUCCUUAGAGGAAAUUUGCUGCAAAAAUCAUGUGACAAUAGAACUCGAGUUGUAUAAUCUCUGCUCUCUGAUUUAGCUGUAAGCAGUGACUACACUGAGAAUUUUGAAGUGCUCAUUUACCAAGAAAACAAGUUCUUUGCUGGGGGUUUUUAACAUAAUCUACUUUUUAUGUUUACUUUGAUUUAACAUAUUUUUUUCUACUAAAUAAGCACUGUUUUAUAUCCCUUUAACACAAGCUGCCAGGAACACUAGCCUUCCUUGUCAAGGUCCAAUUGAUCAAAAACACUGAAUUGAACCAUAGCCCAGUACAUGAAAGGCACACACAACUUCAUUAGAUUUACUACCCUUGCUGCAGAAAUGCCAUAAAAUUGCAGAGCACUAAUUUAAAAAUAACCCACACAAAAAUACUUAAGUUUUAAGACCUCCAUACAUAUAUGUUAUGAUGUUUUAUAAGAAAAGAAUGACAUUACCUAGUAGCCCCUUUAAUGCAAGAGAAGCCCACUAUGUAAUUGUCCAGGGACCGUCAAUUGUAUAAAGCUGACCUUGUAACACAAAAUGUAUAAUGAUUGGGCAGUAAUAUGUUAUUAAUAUUAUUUAUUUAGUAUAUAAAAAAUCUUAUAAAUAUUCUUCACAAUACAUUAUUCUUUAUUGUCUCAUAUCUGAUAUAGAAGCCAGUUGUCUAUUGUUUUAUGGAAGUCUGAUUUUUUUUGUCUGUGCUUUUUCUUCCUUCUUAAUUUUAAUCCGUGAUUUAUAUGAUGUAUUGUAGGUAUUAUUUUUGUUGGGUUUUGUAAUUUCUUAAUCACUGUUUUCAGUCGGGCCAAUGUUUAGAUUUUUUUUUUCUUUUUAACAAUAAAACAUGGUAUUGUUAUAGACUUACUGGAAACAAAAAAAUAAGUGACUAAAAAAAUAAAAUAUGACUGUCAGGUUGGUUCACAAAUAAAGUUUUGAAGCUUG